AUGGAACCAGGAGCCGGCCGCAACAAGGUUACGAAAAGAUCUUCCAAUGCCUGCGUGAGGUGUCGCCGGCAGAAAAUCAAGUGUUCUGGAUCACAGCCAUGCGAUGCCUGCGGCAAGCGUAAGCAAUCCUGCACAUUCGAUGAGCGCGACCAAAGAAUCGUCGUCACUCGAGGUUAUAUCAUUGACUUACAACAACGGAUUGAACGAUGGGAACGGAGCAAAAGCACAAACGAGCCUUCCCAGGACUCGAUUGAGGCCGCUCUGCCUACCGACAAAACAGAGAGUGGUUGGGGAGCAGAGAGCGAUGUAGGCAUGCCAGGUGCAGAAGGCCCGGCCUCACCUCUGGCCUCGAGAGGUGCCGAGAAACAAGACACUCGGCCGAAACUACCAAUGGACCCCGUGGCCUCAAAUCUCACCAACCCAUUAUCAUCUGGGCAGUCUGAGUUUAUGAAGGCCCCUACUGGGCGAAUAUUCUAUCUAGGAACGUCCUCUAACUGGUCCUUCACUCGUCGCGUACUCAACAUCACGCACCAAUAUGUGAACAAGACUCCUCUUCCGACAAGCGCCUUGAUCUUCGAUGCUGCCGCCUACAUGCUCGAUUGGGACGGCUACAGGAUCGGAGAAGGCCCGGAGAUGCCCGCCCUGCCAACCCUAGACUACGCCAUUUACCUGGUUAACGCAGUGAAGUUUCACUGCAGCCAGAUGUUCCAUCUUUUUGAUGAAGAAUCUUUCAUGAAGUCUCUCUACCAUUUUUAUGCAGAUCCAAACCCGAGAGCUGAUCCCACGGAUUUGUGGUUUAUCCACUUUUUAUUGAUCCUCGCCUUUGGAAAAGCAUUCACUACCAAGGCCAACCGAAGUUCAAAGCCUCCCGGCCAUGACUACUUCAUCAAAGCUGUCCAGCUUCUCCCGGAUCUCAGCGUGCUACUGAGGCAAUCCGCUCUAUCGACCGAAAUUCUCUGCUGCAUUGCUCUUUAUAUGCAAUGCAUCGAUUUUCGACAUUCCUCUCACAACUUCAUUGGCCAGGCCAUAAGGAUGGCAAUGGGAGAGGGCAUGCACACAGAUAUGCCAGUUCAGCAGUUGGGAGAGGCGCAUGUUGAGAGGUGUCGCAGAUUGUGGUGGACAGUCCACAUCUUGGACAGAGAAAUCACAUCCUUGAUGGGACUACCUCCCUCAAUACAUGAAGAUUAUGUUCUAUGUCAGCUUCCCACAUAUUCAGGGUCAACACAACGGACCGCAGCUUUGCGCAUGAGGAUAAAAUUAUCGGAGGUUAUAGGCAGCAUCAACAGGAAGGUAUACGGUCGAGAUGGAAGACUAAAUAACAAGUUCAUGCUGGGGACCAAGGAUGUGCUGGAGAGCAUGGCUGAGGUUGCAAAUGAGCUCCAGCAGUCUUUUGCCUUACCACUCGAGAAAGAUACUAGCUGCAUCUCGAGGAUAUCGGCUCACUUGCACCUCCUUCAUCACCAGUGUAUUGUCCUCGCCACAAGACCUUUACUCUUCUGCUUUCUGAAGGUUCGAUUUGAAUCCGAGAGCAAAUGUGCUGAGCUUCUGGGGGCGUCGCAGACGGUUCGCAAUCUGAUCAAUAUGUGUAUUGAUUCCUCCCAGCAAAUGGUUGCCAUCUUGGAUUGUCUGCUGUCUCAGGGCCUGUUGGAGACCUUCCUCCCGUUCGACCUAGAGGCAACCUUCGUGUCUGCAGGCAGUCUCCUUCUCGGGCCUGCCAUCGACCCACACUCUUUUGAUAACCUUUAUCCGUCGCUCGAGAAAGCAUAUUGCGUUUUUGACGAAAUGAUCGCAGCAGGAAACGCCGUGGCAUCUUUCCACAAAACAGAACUGCAGCAACUUGAAAUCAUGCUGCAGCAGCUGUCCCCAUGCAUGCCGGAGCAGGCGAUGUGCGGUGUGGUCAGCGAUGCUCCUCAGCAGACGCACGCUGAUGACACCAGCCCCAAUGACACUGUUAUUUCGUCGUUGGGGACAGAUGUCUCUCAAAACGAGGGUUACAACUCCUCCAUACCAGGGAACAUGGAAGAAAUGCAGGUUUUUGACAGUGGGCUGACCAUGACACAAUUAUUGGACAUGGCAAAUUCUAUCGAGCAUGAAGACACGGAGUGGAUGUCACAAACAAUUGUUGAGCAUAGCAUUUGGUAA
Messenger RNA from Colletotrichum truncatum, 2142 nucleotides. The record is from RefSeq and is a predicted model, not a curated record. NCBI's taxonomy places the organism in Eukaryota, Fungi, Ascomycota, Sordariomycetes, Glomerellales, Glomerellaceae.